AUGGCAGACUUCACGGUUUAUGAUUUUCCUGGUAGGAUUUCAUUGAAAUCUGUCCUAGCCCUGAAAAAAGUAUCUGAUAGGUUUGAAGCACUGGGUCUUAUGGAGAGGGCUCUAAAUUCCCAAUUUCAGUAUUUAUUGAAAGGAGUCCCAGACUUGUUGUUCUCAGGGACCAUUUUACAUCAGUUGCUGCGUCGGAAGGACAAUGUUGAAUUGGAGCAGAAGAAGAUUGAGAAUGAGAAUGAUCCGCCGAUAGAUGACGUUCUUCAUGAGGCUGUUGUCGAGAAUGAGAAUGUUGUUGAGGAUCCGCCGAUAGAGAACGUUAUUCAUGAGGCUGUUGUCGAGAAUGAGAAUGUUGUUGAGGAUCCGCCGAUAGAGAACGUUCUUCAAGAGGCAGUUGUUGAGAAUGAGAAAGAAGAAAAAGUCAUAUUGGUCACGAGAAGAAAUAGGAGGCCGAAGCAUGAUCCAGAUUUCACCGACCCUAAUCUGAAACAGCCCAAGUUAAAAGAUCCUAUCACCGUCAAUCCACUUCUAAAAUAUGACGAUCAACUUCUUCAUCAAUUGCAAACAUGGCUUAAAGAUCCAACAACUGACAAGACAAAAAUUGAGCUCCAUACUACGUUAGGUGAUAAGGCAUUAUUUCGCCGAUUGCUAAAAAGGUUCACUUGGCUGAAUGAUGAUGAAAUCGAUGCAGGUUGCUUCAUUCUGAGAAGAAGAGCUUGGCUAUAUCCAAAGACAUAUAAGAAGAACUUCUUUAUUGGAGAUUGUUGGCUCCACACUAGGUUCACUACUGAUUACCCUGAGUUUAAGAAAAGUCGUAUUGAGUUUGACAUUGAAAACUUUUUCGAAUACUUCUUCGGCAAUGAAAACAACUUUAGGGUUAGUGGGAAAAUAUGCGAUGAUAUAUAUAUUCCUUUGAACAUCAAAGACGUCCACUGGAUACUUUGUGUUGUCCGUCUACAGCAAUGGCGCGUAGACGUAUAUGACUGCGAUCCUGGAUGUUAUGCUAAUCUUGAUGAGUUUGUGCUACCGAUGUGCGAAAUGAUUCCGGUUAUAUUUGACAAGACAUUGCCUCUUGAAGAUAAACAAAGAUUUCCUUUGCUCAACCCUGAUUCCGUUUUGCCAUACACAAGACUUCCAGAGUCAGAAGUUCCCAAAGCAACUAAGAGUGGAGAUUGUGGUGUCUUUGUACUAAUGUAUAUUGAGUACUUGACUGCAAACCUGAAUCUAGCAGAAGUGACCUCAAAUGAGAUGAAAACUUGGAGAGAAAAGUGGGCAGUGAGGUUAUUUCAUGGACUUGUAGAUCCAUAG
This is a messenger RNA of Impatiens glandulifera, 1308 nucleotides long. RefSeq lists its product as uncharacterized. The record is from RefSeq and is a predicted model, not a curated record. NCBI's taxonomy places the organism in Eukaryota, Viridiplantae, Streptophyta, Magnoliopsida, Ericales, Balsaminaceae. Gene Ontology annotation, molecular function: deSUMOylase activity. The transcript is spliced from 4 exons. Gene Ontology annotation, biological process: protein desumoylation. The coding region runs from base 1 to 1308 and encodes 435 amino acids. Gene Ontology annotation, cellular component: nucleus.